Messenger RNA from Vigna angularis (adzuki bean), 3300 nucleotides. Its product is annotated as receptor-like protein 6. The coding region runs from base 1 to 3300 and encodes 1099 amino acids. NCBI's taxonomy places the organism in Eukaryota, Viridiplantae, Streptophyta, Magnoliopsida, Fabales, Fabaceae. Gene Ontology annotation, molecular function: protein binding. The transcript is spliced from 2 exons. The record is from RefSeq and is a predicted model, not a curated record.
AUGGUGUUGAUGUGCAAGAAUGUUUUGGACUUCAACAUUGUCGUUGAUCUUACCAAAGGAAACGUUGGUGGAGUCAUUGGAAUUGGUCUCAAUGUUGUUGGUUCAACAGUUGAUGACCUCACUGCCUUCUUAGGCCGAAAUGUUUCUCCUUCUUUGAUAAUUGUUUAUAAGUUCUUCCUUCUAUUCAACCCAGCCACAUCCAAAAAAUUGGUUUACUGGAACCAAAGUAGCGAUUGCUGUCAAUGGAAUGGAGUAACAUGCAGCAAGGGCGGUGUCAUUGGUCUUGACUUGAGUGAGGAGUUUAUUUUUGGAGGACUAGAUAAUUCCAGUCUCUUUGAACUGGAAUAUUUGCAGAGGUUGAAUCUGGCUUACAAUGAUUUCAAUUCUUCCAUUCCUGUGAACUUCGGCAAGCUAAAGAGUUUGAGGUAUUUGAAUUUAUCAAAUGCUGGAUUUCAUGGCCAGAUUCCAAAUGAGAUUUCUCAUCUGACAGAUUUGACAACACUUGACUUGUCAACACCACUUACCUCACAACCUAUUCUUAAACUCCAGAAUCCAAAUAUUGCAAUGUUUUUGCAGAAUCUUGCAAAAAUCACAGAACUAUACCUUGAUGGUGUAAUGGUAUCUGCUGAGGGAAAGGAGUGGUGUCAUGCUCUAUCUUCUCUUCAAAAUCUUGAAGUGUUGAGUAUGUCAUCAUGCAAUAUCUCUGGACCAAUUGAUUCUUCGCUAGCAACACUUGAGAAACUCGCAAUAGUUAGAUUGAGUCUGAAUGACAUCUCAAGUUCGGUGCCAGAAUUCUUUGCAAAUUUCUCCAAUUUGAAUGUCUUAGAGAUCAGCAGUUGCUCGCUGAAUGGUCUCUUUCCAAAGGGCAUCUUUCAACUUCAAACCCUAAAGGUUCUUGAUAUAUCAAACAACAAGGAUCUUCAUGGAGUUUUGCCAAACUUCUUACCACAUGCUGCUCUUCACACCAUGAAUCUUAGUAAGACAGAUUUCUCUGGUAAGUUACCAGGUUCUAUUUCAAAUCUUACUCAGCUUGUUCAAUUGGACUUGUCUUUUAAUAGGUUUACUGGUCCGCUUCCCUCUUUCAAGAUGGUAAAAAAUCUCAGAUAUUUAUCAAUCUCGAACAAUAAUCUGACAGGAGUUAUUACUACAACUCAUUUUGAGGGACUUGAAAAUCUCCUCUAUAUCAAUUUAGGAGAUAAUUACCUUAGUGGAAACAUUCCAAUGUCUCUUUUUACACUUCUAUCUUUGCAAGAGCUUACACUUUCUCAUAAUGGACUUAAUGGUUUAUUAUAUGAACUUACCAAUGCUUCUUCCUCAAAAUUAGAGUUGAUUGACUUGAGCAGCAAUAGAUUGAAUGGCCCUAUUCCCGUAUCUCUCUUUCAUAUUAAAGGACUUCGUUUCCUACAACUUUCUGACAAUGAAUUCAAUGGCACCAUGCGGCUUGAUGUGGUUCAAGGGCUUCAAAAUUUGCAUACAUUAGGUCUUUCUCACAAUAAAUUAUCAGUUGAUGCAACUCUUAAUGAUGAUCAUGCCAUUUCAUCCCUUCCGAGCAUGAAAUAUUUAUUUUUGGGUGCUUGCAAUUUAGGAGAAUUUCCGGGGUUCUUGAGAAACCAAAACCAAAUAAAUGCUUUAGACCUAUCCAACAACCAGAUUCAAGGAGAAAUACCAAACUGGAUUUGGAGAUUUCAAUCUCUGGUUUAUUUAAACCUUUCCAACAAUUUUCUCACAAAUAUGGAAGGACCCUUUCAUGAUCUGAAUUCCAACCUAUUCAUUCUUGAUCUUCAUUCCAAUAAACUUACUGGAUUAGUUCCCACUUUCACAAAAUUUGCGGUCCAUUUGGACUACUCAAACAAUAGUUUCAUUGGUGCCCCACUCGACCUGGAUAAGCAUGUUCCUUUUGUAUACUUUUUCUCCCUUUCAAAUAACAACUUUCAAGGAAAAAUCCCUAAGUCCUUUUGUAAUCUGUCUUCUCUCCGGUUACUUGAUCUUUCUUAUAAUCGCUUCAAUGGUCUCAUCCCCAAGUGCUUGAUGAGAAGGAACAGUACCCUCCGAGUACUAAAUCUUGCUCAAAACAAACUCCAGGAUUAUGUUUCUGACACCAUUUCAAGUUCAUGCAGUUUAAGAUUCCUCAAUCUCAAUGGAAAUCUCUUGGAAGGUGUUAUCCCAAGCACACUUGCAAAUUGCAAGAGUCUACAAGUCUUAAAUCUUGGAAACAAUAUGUUUGACGAUAGAUUUCCUUGCUUCUUGAUGAAAAUUUCCACCCUGCGAGUGCUGAUUUUGAGGUCAAACAAACUCAAUGGUCCUAUUGCAUGCCCACGUAGCACUAGCAAUUGGGAGAUGCUCCACAUUGUUGAUCUAGCCUUCAAUAACUUCACUGGUAUUCUCCCUGGACCAGUUUUGAGAAGCUUGAAACAAAUGAUGCGACGUGAUACCAAAUCCCAUGAGAAGUACGGGAAUCUAUUUUUUGAUAUGUUUGAUGAUGGUGACAUCAUGGUUUACAAUAAUUUGUCGUCGUGUGUCAACAAAUUUCUAGUAAUAAAAUUGUACGGAUUGUUGGAAACUGAACCUUAUGAUGUGCUUGUCCACAUAUUUAAUUAUUAUAGCGUUACAAACGAAUAUGGAGGUCGCUACUUGGAUUCAGUUACAGUUGUGGACAAAGCUUUGCAAAUGAAGUUGCUCAAAAUUCCCACUAUCUUUGCUUCCUUGGAUCUCUCCUCCAACCAUUUUGAAGGUCCAAUACCUCAAGAACUUGUGAAUUUGAGUGCACUGAAUGUUCUUAACUUGUCACAUAAUACUUUCUCAAGCCACAUCCCCUCAUCAAUUGGAAAUUUGAUGAAUAUAGAAUCCUUGGACUUGUCAAACAAUAGGUUGAGCGGAAAAAUCCCUUCUGAGUUUGCUGGUUUAAACUUUCUAGCAUACUUGAAUCUCUCACUUAACCAUUUGUGGGGGGAAAUUCCCACAGGUGCUCAAAUGCAAACAUUUGAUACGAGUUCUUUUGAAGGCAAUGAAGGAUUAUGUGGGCCACCACUAAGAGAUUGCAGCAGUGAUAGUGGGGGACAUUCAUCUCCAACACCAGUAUAUGAAAUGCAUGGAUCAAUUGACUGGAGUUUCUUAAGUGUGGAACUGGGAUUUAUCUUUGGCUUUGGAAUUGUUAUCCUCCCCCUUAUUUUUUUUAACUGUUGGAGGCUUUUGUAUUGGAAGCAUGUGGAUGACCUACUUUACAUGCUUGUUCCUCAACUUGGUUUCCUUUAUGAACAUCAUAAAGGACAAAGGUACAGGUCUUUAAGGUGGAUCGGAUAG